GCCUUCACUCAUCACUCCCCUCCUCCACUCCAUCCUCCUCCGCAUUAUUGCAUUGCAUCGCAUUGCUCUCUCAACCCAUUACUCCUCUCCUUUAUUGUUGCUCUUCAGCUUCUCGACUCUGCGUCCCGCGCAUACGCGACCCACAAUCACUGCAACCCGCCCAGGCGUUGCGCGCCGUUGGCUGGUUCGCGGGUCCUUGCUCAACCUACGUACAGACCCAUCCAUAAUAAUUCCCCCGCGACCUCAUUCCCGCAGUCAAUCCAACCCAGCGCCUUCCAUCCCACCACCAGCACCACAUACUUCCCGUCCGCUUUUCGCCCUUCUCUCGCCUACUUCUCAAGGACAUGCUGUCUCUGGCGCUCGCCUAUACCGUCCGUCGUGCCAGCGCCGCUGGCCUGUAGUCCACCUGAGACGCCUGCUUCGAGACCGCACCUCCGACGAUCAGAUACCUUCUCCCUUCAAUCAACGCGCCGUACUCGCAGUCAUUCACAAUGAGGGUUUCCUCCUUCAAAUCGCAGUACAGGCAAACCCCGCUGCGUUCUGCUACUCCUCCACCGCCGACCUACGAACCGCUGUCGCCCGUGCUGUAUCCUAUACAACCUGCUUCAGCAGACCCCGCCGGCGGCAAGCUCGUUACCCGGGCCCAGGAUAACAAUACAUAUGUAGUCACGCAUCAUACACUUUACCGCGAUGAAGCGCGUCCAUCUAGCUUGCUCCUGAGCCCUCCAGCCGGGUCCUACUCUUCGCCUCUAAGCUCGGUGCCUCACCAGCGCUCGCAAACACACAUCGAACCUGCACUGGGAUCUCCGAUAGAAACACUAGCAAGCGCUGCCACCUCGUCAAUUCACCCCGAUCAUUCUUCUUCUAUCUCAGGGCGGCGUCGUCCUCAGGGUCCUGAUUCCCCUUUGCGUGCCGUCACCGACCGAAAUGCGCCCGCUCUCACUGCGUCAUCUCGCGCGCCAGUUGAGGGAAAUGUCUUUUCCUAUAGUGACAGGCCUUCAAAACGUGCCCGUUCCGAAUUUAUGCUGUCUCCUCAAAAUCAUGGACCGCAUUCCUCACGUCCCGCUACUAGUCAUGGGCCGUCAUGGUCCUACAACGUCGAGCAAAUGGUGGAUCAAGACAUGCAUAUAUACCAUUCUAACUCGGCCACGGUUCGCGCACCGGAAGAGAGUACCGCCAAAAGGUUGUCGGAUGCGCAAUUGCUCCUUGAUUUUCACCAUGCGAUCAGCUCUUCGCAAAUUCCGCAUGCCCAACCCCAUGCCCUUCACAAUACCGUCGUCAUUUCGCACAAUCAACACCUUAAUGAUACCGGCAUAUUGCAGGAAGCGAGGGCCUCCAAGACGGAUCCGCCAGUUUAUGGGUUUGGUCCAGCCCCAUUUGAGAUUGUUCCCACCUCCAAUGGCCAAUCCGUUCCCGUUGUGAAAGUAGAUGAAACUGGCACAAGUACAACCAUCCAAACGCACACACCACCCGAUGAUUCAAUAGGCAUUACAAUACGUCGAACAGAAGCUGUUUCCCAGGCUAUCGAGGAUAAAAAGCCGAAGAGGCAUCAAGGUUGGCCAAAGGGGAAACCUCGUGGGCCCCGUACAAGUUCGGGGACCAGUAGGCGUAAAAAGUCUACACCAAAGCCCAAAACUUCGCCACCGCUGGCACCAACAAGUGGUACAGCAAUGGCGCAGGACCAACUUCAAUCCCCGCAGAGCCUUCCGGCUGACAGAACAGACACGCUUCGUUCCAAUUAUGGUGGCAAUUCUCUAGCUACUCACACCUUGCAGGAAUCGGGGUUACAUGCUCGAAGAUUCUCGCAUUCUACAUUAUUAAAUCGCUCAGGUCAAGACCACGAACCCCCCGUCGCCAUUUCCCGUGCACGAUCUGUUCCCGUUCAACAAAUCGAGAACAAUGGCAUGCCUCGAACGACGGUGGACAACCAGACAAAUCAUCAGGAUGAGACAUUUGGCCAAGCCACGAUUUGCGCCGGCUGCCGCUCCAGUGAAUCAGAUACCAUGAUUGGAGACGGAGAACAGUGGAUCAGUUGUGAUGGCUGCAAAGGGUGGUUUCACUUCGUUUGCGCAGGCUUCAAGAGCGAACGUGAAGUGAGAGAGAUUGAUAAGUUCUACUGCAAUACCUGCAAACCAAAAUACGGCGAUACUACGAAAGUGCGCAAGUCGGGUAGAGCUCACACUGCUGUUGACUAUGCUGGACUAAACGAAGGAAUAUUGAAGACUUCCGAUGACAAUCCAGAGCAUCACUACAUCCAGGCUUUCAAAAAUGGCGAUAUGGAGUUCACCCCAGAAUCCUUUGCUCGUCUCCCUGCUGAAUGUGUACACGCCGAUUUUUUAGAGAAGCUGUGCGCAUUCACUGAACCCGUCGUAAUUCCUGCUUCUCACAAUCCUCGGCCCAGUAAAAUGGAAAGCAAUGUUGAUGCCAGCAUCAAAGAACGGCCAGAUCAUCGGCUUGAAGAACACUAUGAUUGCGAGCUCGUUCCAAACGAUGGACAGGAUCGGAUUGAUAUGGUCAUACCAGAUGGCUUGACAGUCCGCAGAGUAUCUGACUUGUAUGGGCCACACGAACGGGUUCCUGUCAUCGACGUCAAGGCACAAGAAGGCGAAGACAAGCGAUGGACAAUGGCCAAAUGGGCUGAUUACUACGAACAACAAGGCGAAAAGCCCGUGCGCAAUGUCAUCAGCCUGGAAGUUUCACGUAGCAAGCUCGGUAGGCUCAUUCGUCGUCCCAAAGUGGUGAGAGACAUGGAUCUUCAAGACUCUGUCUGGCCUGAAGACGAUAAGAACAAUGCUCCUCCAGUCCAGUUCUACUGCCUUAUGUCAGUUGCAGAUUGCUAUACCGAUUUCCACAUUGACUUCGGGGGCUCCUCUGUCUACUAUCACAUCGUUAAAGGGAGAAAAACAUUUUUCUUCAUUCAGCCGACCAAACAAAACUUGAAGAAGUAUGAGGAGUGGUGCCUGUCCCCAAAACAGAGUCACGAAUUUCUGGGGCAACAAGUAAAGGAAUGCUACCGAGUCGAUCUCUUUCCUGGGGAUACCAUGCUGAUCCCGUCGGGUUGGAUACAUGCGGUCUGGACUCCUGAAGAUAGUCUCGUAAUUGGAGGUAACUAUCUGACCCGAGUUCACUACGGGAUGCAGAUCAAGGUCGUGGAGAUCGAGAAGAACACCAAGGUAGCGCCGAAAUUCCGCUACCCAUUCUUCCAAAAGAUUAUGUGGCUUUCCCUCCUACAAUACUUAAAGGAUGACCCUAUCCCUCCAUCAGUUGAGACCAUGCUACUCGAUGGCAGUCACUUCCCGCGGAGCGUACCCAUCUACUGCGAGACUGGGAAAUUCGGCCACAAUUCUCACCUGGGCGCCGAAAAUUACAAUAGACGCUAUUACUCCAAGGCCGAACUCGAUGGUCUGCCAGAACUUUCCAGAUAUAUUUGGAGGACCGUUUUGAUAUCUCUAGGCAAAAUCGAUGGUAUCACCCAAGUUGUCCGUAACGCUGUUACGAAAUCUAUACCCAAAGGACAAGGUGAGCCUUUGGCUCUCGCACAACGGUUCGCGGUUUGGGUGGCUUGGAAGAGAGGCAACGAGAGUAUUCCAACAUGGGCCCAUCCGGAUGCCCCUCUGCCAGAAGUGGCUGAUCCAAAGGGCGAGAAAAAAACUAGUGCGGCACAGAUAAAACGAAUGGAGCGCGAGGCAUUGCGAGAAACGCUGAAGUCGGGUUUAUCACGGAACGUGCGGACACGAGGCUCGGAGCCAUCGCCGCCAUUGGCACAUACAGAGAAUGAUGUUCAACCUUCUUUGACUGCAUCUGACGCUUCUGUACUUCCAUUGACAGGGUUUCUGCGGCCAUCGCGAGAGCACGUUACUACUCCAAAAACCUCCCAGCUUGGCCCCAAACGCAUCGCAUGUGAUGCCUGCAGGAAACGGCGGAUUCGCUGCAAACAUAAAGAUGACCUCGUGGAGUCGCCAAGAACUGGUGUAACUACCAAUGAGGCCAUAAGUGUUGCGCCAUCAGUCUCAAGCUCACCAGCGUCCGCCUCGCUAGCUGUUCUGGCAAAGCGACGCCAGAGCGACGCUGAAAGCAUCACAAUGCCGCCCCUCCAAUUACCUGCAAGUGAACCCCGCUCAAUACUAACUGGAACUCCGAUUUCUACGGAAAUCAACCCAGAAGCGUGGGCAAACAAGUCCAACCGUGUCAAGGCCUGUGCAGAUUGCCGUAAAAGCAAGCGUCGGUGUAUACACGAUGAAAAUGGCAAUAUUGAUCCUAUCAAGGCGUCCGAAACACCGGUACCCAGAGGGUCUAUGUCCAAGAAGCGCCGUAUCAGUGGCGAUAACGACGAAGGAGAAGCUCUCAACAAGAAGUUGAAAGGAGAUUCUUUCGCUGGCAUCAUCAAUGGGGAGGUGUCACAUUACAACCGCUAUCCUCUCGCUCGCCCUCAAUCGCAGCAAGAUUACAACGACGACGUGGCAGUGCAUUCUGCACAGCAGGCCCUAACUCUGGCGUCUACAGAUGGCGGCUUUCCCAUCGACCCCCAGCUAUCGAGCGAUGGUCUCAACGAAGAACAAACGUCUCGAGAUACCACAACCACAUAUGAUACCAUUGUUUCAUCUAUUGAGGUUCAUCCGGAGGGUUCAUCGGACGGUAUAUCACAAGCAGAGCCUAUCGAUCCUCAAUUUCUUGGUGCACGACCUUCGACGCCAACCUCCAUCCGAAAAGACUGCGAUAAUGCGGUCCAGAAGGCUAUUCCUACUGUAACUCCACCACCUAUUGCAGGACUACUGAGCACUUCUCCUUCCCAUCGGCCGGUUAAGAACGAAAACGAUGACUCCUUUUCAAGAAGGCCACGUUCUUCCCGAGCUAAUGGCCAUCCCCAGGGAACAAGGCGCUCACCUUCUGAGCAUUGUUACGUCAGCCAUGUCACGAAGUCUGCAAAGAAACGACAAAAUAGCACUGCGAAGCUUGAGCUAGGCUCGGAGGUCAAGCCACCCUCUACCUCACCGGCUCUAGGCAAUAAAGAAGACAAAGCAAGCUUAGCGCUUGCAAUGCAAUUGCAAAUCGAGGAGCACGGACUAAGGCGGCGCAGCAAAUGAUGUUCGUGUGCAUUCGUUUUCCUUCCUUAUCGUUUAAUUUGUUAUCCUCAAUUUUGGGCUUGCGUUUAAUCAUUUACGGAGUUUGGGGUCAAAUACUCAGGUCCAGGUAUCCCUUUAUUUGCAUCAAGGACUUGUGGCGUUUCAUGCGUUAUUAUAUACCCCUUCAGGUAUAAUUUACUAUCCAAUUAGUGUCCCAAUUGGGAUCCUCGAGAUGUUUGCAAGGCUGUUGGCGUUCAACUGCGGCGAACAUGAACGUAAUGCCAGCAUUGCUGGAUUAGUAUGUUUCUGUUCAAACCCUUGAUUCUAUAAGAGUAGCCUUCAACACACAUUGGACAUGUUAUGUAAAAUAACACAACACCAAUCGUCAAUGCGUAGUGUGCUCCUUGUUACAAAGCAACACUCAAAUAUUUUCGCUAUAUAAACAGGUGAAAGUCAAGACCAGAUCAUAAAUGGGUUUUGGGUUUCC
Molecule: messenger RNA, 5550 nt
Organism: Aaosphaeria arxii CBS 175.79
Lineage: Eukaryota; Fungi; Ascomycota; Dothideomycetes; Pleosporales
Exons: 3
Coding region: 492-5084 (1530 amino acids)
Biological process (GO): protein demethylation; regulation of transcription by RNA polymerase II
Molecular function (GO): transcription coregulator activity; histone demethylase activity; zinc ion binding
Source: RefSeq, a predicted model, not a curated record